Messenger RNA from Diplodia corticola, 1473 nucleotides. RefSeq names its product 26s proteasome non-atpase regulatory subunit 12. The record is from RefSeq and is a predicted model, not a curated record. NCBI's taxonomy places the organism in Eukaryota, Fungi, Ascomycota, Dothideomycetes, Botryosphaeriales, Botryosphaeriaceae. Gene Ontology annotation, cellular component: proteasome regulatory particle, lid subcomplex; nuclear proteasome complex; cytoplasm. The coding region runs from base 1 to 1473 and encodes 490 amino acids. The transcript is spliced from 5 exons.
AUGUCGGGUGAGGUCCUCAAGGCCGAGAAGGACUUCACCAAGGAAGUCGACAAGGCGAUCCCGGAAGCCGAGUCCCUUGCCAAGAGCAACCUUCAAGCCGCCAUCGAAAAGCUCCUUGCGCUCGAGAAGCAGACCCGUCAAUCCUCAGAUCUCGCAUCCACAUCCCGCCUCAUUGUCACCAUUGUCACAUUAUGCAAGGAUAAGGGAGAAUGGGGUCAGUUGAACGAGCAGAUCCUGCUGCUCUCCAAGAAGCAUGGCCAGCUCAAACAGGCCGUCACCAAGAUGGUUCAGGUUGUCAUGGGCUUCUUGGACGCCGCACCGAACCUGGAGACGAAGCUCUCCGUCAUCGAAACCCUGAGAACCGUCACCGAGGGCAAGAUCUUCGUUGAAGUCGAGCGCGCCCGUGUCACCCGCAUUCUUUCCGACAUCAAGAAGCAGCAAGGCGACGUCAAGGCUGCUUGCGAUAUCCUGUGCGAGUUGCAAGUCGAAACCUUCGGUUCCAUGACCCGUCGGGAGAAGACCGAGUUCAUUCUUGAGCAGGUGGCGCUGUGCAUAGAGAAGGGCGACUGGACCUCGGCCGGUAUCCUGAGCCGGAAGAUCAGCACAAGAUACUUCGCGAGGAAGCCCAAGAAGUCCCCGGAGCAGCUGGAGAAGGAGCAAAAGGAACGCGAGGAGGCCGAGAAGAACAGGAGCGCUGACGACCCUCCGAUCGAGCCGCUGGAUGAUGUCACCGACCUCAAGCUGCGCUACUACGAGCAGCAGAUUCUCUUGGCCAAGCAUGAUGACAAGUAUCUGGACGUGUGCAAGCACUACAGGCAAGUCUUGGACACUGAGGCCGUUGAGGAGGAUUCAACGAAGCUCAAGGCGGUACUUCAACGCGUCAUUUACUUCGUCAUCCUCGCCCCCCACGACAACGAGCAAUCCGACCUCCUCCACCGCAUCCACCGCGACUCACGCAAUGCACAAAUACCCGUUGAGGCCCAGCUGCUUAAGCUGUUCACCAUUCCGGAGCUCAACAGGUGGCCUGUCACUUCCGAGCAAUUUGGCAAGCAGUUGUGCUCCACGGAUAUCUUCGACGCACAGGCUGGCCAGGAUCCCAAGGCAUACCAGCGUUGGCAGGACUUGCGGAAGCGUGUCAUCGAGCACAACGUCCGGGUUGUGGCCAAGUACUACACGCGCAUCCAGAUUCCCCGCCUCACGCAGCUGCUUGAUCUCUCCGAGGACGAGACUGAGAAGUACAUUGCGGAGCUGGUCACUGCAAAGACCAUCUACGCCAAGAUCGAUCGGCCGGCUCAGAUUGUCAGCUUCGCCAAGCCCCGCGACGCUGACGAUGUCCUCAACGAAUGGAGUGGUAGCAUGAAGAGCCUUUUGGGUCUACUCGAGCGCAUUGAUCACUUGAUCACGAAGGAGGAGAUGAUGGCUAGGAUUCAACCGACAAAGGUGGAGAAGGGAAAGACCAGCAAGGUGCACUAA